AUGUGUCUGAAUCUGGCCGCCGGACUGAAUCAGGAUGAGGUUGCGGCCCUCAGGCAGGCCUGGCUCGACCACCAGGUAAUCUAUCUACCAAAUCAGCCACUCGAACAUGACCAGUUGGAGCGGUUCACUCGCUGUUUUGGCGAGCACGGCAACGACCCCUAUGUGAAAGCCAUUGAUGGCCACCAGCAUAUUCUCGAAGUUCGACGCGAACCAGAUGAAGAAGUUGCCCCAUUUGGUAGCGGCUGGCAUUCAGACUGGUCGUUCCAGAGUGAGCCGCCCGCAGCCACCAUUCUGCACGCCAAAAUUGUGCCACCUCAUGGUGGAGAUACCCUGUACGCAGACGGGUUUCGCGCCUUUGAAGCACUGGACCCCGUCUUUGCUGCGGAGCUUGAGACACACAUGACCGUGCACUCCGCACGCAUGCCUUACAGCCAUGAAGGAUAUAUAAAAACCGGCAGUGACAAACGCAAAGGUAUGAAAAUCCUGCCCAACGACAAUGCCUGGGACACUCAGCUUCAUCCUUUGGUACGCACCCACCCUGAGUCCGGACGCAAAGCUUUAUGGGUUAAUCCGGUUUACACCAUCGGCAUCGACGGUAUGGGAGAAACCGAGGCACAAGCUCUGCUGGCAAAACUGUUUGAACAUUUCCUUAGGCCAGAAUUUAUCUACACACACAAGUGGUCUGCGAAUAUGUUAACCAUGUGGGAUAACCGCUCAGCCUUACAUUGUGCCCAGGGUGGAUACGAUGGCUACCAGCGCGUGAUGCACCGCACCACAGUUGCUGGAACGGUUCACCGCUCGCAAAAGCACUAUUUUUGUGCAACAGUCUUGCGCAAUAAAUACGAUGAUUUCGAGACCAUGACCCAGCGCAUCACGCUUCUAACCCUGCUUUUCAGUCUGCUGUGCACCCAGGCGGUUCACGCUGUAGAUGAGCAAUAUCUGCCACGCGAUCUGCGCAGUCGCAUCGAGCAGUUGAAGCUCGACGUGAAUCGGGUGCCGACCAACUCAACCAACGCCGACGCACGUGCGCGCCUCACCUGGGAGUGGAUCAACGCCUACGCUGUCAACGGUGGCUAUAUUCCUGUUAACAGCACUCAGAUCAUAGCCAGGAUUCUGAGUGAGGAUGACAAGCGCCAGAACUGGUUCAGCGCCCUGGAUGCCACGAUAGCCGAAUUCAUUUUCCUGGACGAAAACCCAAACGCGCUGGGGCCGUUAGAGGCCACACCCGGACCUUUCACAGCUGGGGAGAUGGAUACCAUCACGCAAACCUACACGGUAGGCGCCCAGGAUAUACAGACAGGUGGCGGAUUUCUUAUCGCACGCCAUUUCAUGGCGAACUUUGGCACAUGGCAGGCCAACGACCCUGCUGCAGACCACUACAUCAGCAUCAGCAGCAGCAACUCACGGGUCAGAUUUGUCACCACUACCGCCCCGAUGAGUGGCAUGCAUGGGGGCUUCCGCAAUACGCGCGCGACACUGCUGUUUAGCGUUGCUUCCGGGACUUUGUCAGAGGGAGAUAUUGUCACCAUAACCUACGGUGAUCGAUCAGGUGGCAGUCGUGGUUUAAGCAUGCCCUCUUUUGCCAGUGACGCCAUGCCCCUGCCUAUCUACCUCGCUUUCAGCGAUGACGCGCCCUACUACAGCCUGCCCAUUGCACCUAUCCAGAUCAAUGGCAGCAGCAUUGAUGGCGUUGCAGGAUUUGCACCUUCUAUUGUUGCACCUGGUGAACCUUUCACCUUAUCCCUGCGCGCCCGAGACCGCUUUUUUAACCGUGCAACCGGUGGCAUUCCCGAUUGGCAGAUCUCCAGAAACGGCGAGGCCUGGAUCAAUGUUGAAAGUACCGGCGCGAUCACACUGGUUGAAACCGGUAUAGAUGAACCUGGCACUUACUUCCUGAGUAUUAAGAGUUCAGACGGCACCGUCUCAGGCGAGGUAAAUCCGAUUGUUGUAACCAGCAACGAUCUGCCGCGCAUAUUCUGGGGAGACACCCAUGGCCACUCCGGGUUUGCCGAAGGCAUUGGCACCCCUGAUCGCUUCAUGCGAUGGGCCAGAGAUGAUGCCCGCCUGGACUACGUGACCCAUUCUGAACACGAUAUCUGGCUCGACGAUUCAGAAUGGACAACACUUAAAGACAAUGUGCAGGCAUUCACUAAAGAAGGUGAAUUCAUUGCCUACCUGGGUUACGAGUGGAGCGUAAACACCACUAGUGGAGGCCACCACAAUGUAUUGUUCCGUACACCAGAGCAGCGCAGCCGCAUCCCAGCACAGUUUUACCCGACUUUAUCGAAGCUUUAUCAGGGUUUGCGUUCAACUGCAGAGCCCGAAGAUGUUGUGGUGAUCCCCCAUGCGCAUCAGGCUGGCGACUAUCGAAUCAGCGAUCCUGAACUGGAACCACUGGUUGAAAUCAUGUCGCAACACGGCAACUUCGAAUGGUUUGGCCGUAUGUAUCUUGAGCAUGGGCAUCAGGUCGGAUUUACGGCCGCCUCAGAUAACCACCUGAGCCAGCCGGGGUAUUCUGCACCCGUUGGCGGCUCCCUCUCCCAACGCGGUGGAUUAGGUGCGGUGUUAGCCAAGGCGCGCACCACCGAUGCCAUAUUUGAUGGGAUGAAAAACCUGCAGGCUUACGCCACCACCGGCGACCGGAUCAUUCUCGAUUUCAAUGUGAAUGGCACCCCGAUGGGCCAGCGCGGCGACUUUUCAGAAACACGCCAGAUCAGCGGUAAAGUCAUCGGCACUGCGCCCAUCGACACCAUCUCGCUGAUUAAAAACGAUAAGGUGCUGUGGGAAAAAGAUUAUCUACACGACAAAGAAGACAAAUUGUCUAAACGCGGCAGUUACCUGCUGACUUUUGCGUCUGCUUCCCAUCCACAUCAUCAUCAUGAUAAUCCACGUGGCUGGCGCACCUGGGAAGGUACGCUUGAGAUUGAAAAUGCGACCCUCGACGAGAUAACACCCGUUGAUACCAGUUUUCCCCUACAGCGAAUAACCAGGGCGCAAGACAACCCCAAUCGGCUGACGUUUUCGACCAAGACCCGUGGCGACGGCAGCUCGUAUCUGCUGCGUUUGAGCGACGUGCAACGCACUUCAAGGCUGAGAUUUGAUCUCAUUGAAGCAGCGGAAACCGGUGGUGCACCGACAAUCUAUCGUCCGCAUCAACGCAUACCCGCUGACACCUUCACGCUGAAUUUUAAAGAUUUAGAGGAAGGCCGCCUGGCGCACGAACAGACCACAGAUGACUACGUAGACACAACUACACUUCGACGCAUCAUUGAAGACGGAGAACGAGAAGUGAGCUUCGAAUUCACCGACACAGACACCAGACAAGGUGACUACUACUUCAUUCGAGUUGUCCAGUCCAACGAUGCCAUAGCGUGGUCAAGCCCUGUGUGGAUUGGCGGACACGCGCCAAAAUGA
This is a messenger RNA of Symbiodinium pilosum, 3414 nucleotides long. NCBI's taxonomy places the organism in Eukaryota, Dinophyceae, Suessiales, Symbiodiniaceae. The record is from the annotation of a GenBank genome assembly.